Neofelis nebulosa (Clouded leopard) is the source of this 786-nucleotide messenger RNA. It is a transcript of the gene SMIM8, whose product is annotated as small integral membrane protein 8. The record is from RefSeq and is a predicted model, not a curated record. Bases 188 to 481 code for a protein of 97 amino acids. NCBI's taxonomy places the organism in Eukaryota, Metazoa, Chordata, Mammalia, Carnivora, Felidae. The transcript is spliced from 3 exons.
AUGGUGUUGUAAUUGUUUUCACUGGAGGUGCUCUUUCCUUUAGUAACUGUGUUAAAAAGUCUUAUGUUCCACUUUGCAACACCGUGUCUGAAACUUAAUUGAAUGCAGUUUCUUUUUCUGGAGGCUUCAGAUGCAUCUGUCUUCGAGAAAUAACCAGCUGUAAUGUAAUAAAUCAUCAUUAGUCAAGAUGUCUUCAGCACCAGAGUCUCCCGGCUUUAAAAAGGAACCACCCAAAGAGAAAGACUUUAAAAACCCAGGGCUCAGAGGAGUCCGCACGACAACCUUAUUUCGGGCUGUGAAUCCAGAGCUGUUCAUUAAACCUAACAAACCUGUAAUGGCUUUUGGACUGAUAACCCUUUCCCUUUGCGUGGCUUAUAUUGGUUAUCUACAUGCAUCCCAAGAGAAUACAAAGGAUCUCUACGAAGCUAUUGAUAGUGAGGGACACAGUUAUAUGAGGAGGAAAACAUCUAAAUGGGAUUAACAGUGCUGGAUGCUGCAGACGGAGCUUUGCUAAAGGCUCUGAAAUCUUCUAAUGGAAGACUUUGUGAGUGCACAGUAUCAUGCUCCUUGUUCUAGAAUGUGUUAAUGAGGAAGGAAGGUAGCAGUUGUGAACCGGCCACUAGACUACAUCUCAUCCUGCAGCCCUUACCCCAUUGUUUGUUCACAGCAAGAGCUUCUCAAUAUUUUUCUUUCAUGAAGUCCUUGUAUGAAAGUGCCAUUAAGAAUGGAAGUUGUUUUUGUGAAUUAACUUCUAUAUAAUAAAAAUAUAGUGCCGGUGCUGUUAAA